AUGGAGAUGUUCCAACAGUUCGAUUAUGGGUUGCCUGCAUGUUGGAAAAAUUCCGAUCUCGUCGUUUAUUUGGUUGAUUUCCUCCGAAAGACAGGAAUGUUGAUCGAUAUACUAGACUCAGUACCAUUACCUAAAGAUCCUACAAACCCCUCAUCUAUCUACAACCUUCCUCCCUCCGCAGCUAAGUUUAAAAUACGAGAUAUUGAUCUACUGAGAGUGGGCUUCGCACCGGCUUCAAACGAGGACAUUGUCAUUCCUCCAGCUGAAGUCACCAACUUUCCGAAACACUAUGUUCUUCCCAACAUCAAUGGUGAAAUACUUGCAAGGGCAAAAUUCGAUGUUCAUAAAUUUGGAUGCAUCUCGGAUCCUAAGGUUCAAACGUUUUUUGACAAAUUGCAUGACGUCGUAUUCAAUGGUUUAGGGGUGGUAGGGACAGACGAAACUUUUACGGACACACUUGUGGAUGAUCUACUUCGUAUCGUUGAGCUGAAUGACUGGCCUUUAAAGAUCAGAAACCACCCGCCAUGCAGACUAUACAUCGAAGAUGAGCCUUGCGUUUCAUCAAUCCCCGAGUUUGUAAUUAAGAAUAAAGGCUCGAUUUUUGUCGGAGUAGAGGACAAACACCUGAAAAAUGUCAGGCCAAGCACUGAUUAUGGUGAAUCACAAAUCGCUGUAGAGGUUCUCGCCUGUGGCAAUGAGGAUAUACGUUCCGUUGACAGGCAGGAUUGGAAAGAUCAAACCAUAUAUGUUGUCCGUGUGAUUUCUAGAUACGUAACGUUUUAUAAAGCUGUAAUUCCUGCGUCAUAUUGGGAGGAGCUUCUUUUCGGUUUGCCAAAACAACAGUCAAUUGUGAUAAAGCGGUGGCCAGGAGCAAACGGGCUAAGAACUGGUUUCGAUCUCGCAGAACCUGAUGGGAGACAGAAAGUGCUUACAGCAUUAAUCAAAAUUCGUCAAUAUUUAAUAUAA
Paraglomus occultum is the source of this 966-nucleotide messenger RNA. The record is from the annotation of a GenBank genome assembly. NCBI's taxonomy places the organism in Eukaryota, Fungi, Glomeromycota, Glomeromycetes, Paraglomerales, Paraglomeraceae.